Messenger RNA from Poecilia latipinna (sailfin molly), 2022 nucleotides. RefSeq names its product target of myb1 like 2 membrane trafficking protein b (gene tom1l2b). Lineage: Eukaryota; Metazoa; Chordata; Actinopteri; Cyprinodontiformes; Poeciliidae. The transcript is spliced from 16 exons. Gene Ontology annotation, molecular function: clathrin binding; ubiquitin binding; phosphatidylinositol binding. Bases 82 to 1674 code for a protein of 530 amino acids. The record is from RefSeq and is a predicted model, not a curated record. Gene Ontology annotation, biological process: signal transduction. Gene Ontology annotation, cellular component: endosome; membrane.
UCUGUGGGCGGGGCUUGGUAGACGUCUCCUAUUGCAUCAUCACCCUCGUCCCAUGGACUGACUUGUUUGUUGUCGAGCAAGAUGGAGUUCCUUCUGGGAAAUCCUUUCAGUACCCCGGUGGGUCAUUGUAUCGAGAGAGCCACUGAUGGGUCCCUGCAGAGUGAAGACUGGACCCUCAACAUGGAGAUCUGUGACAUCAUCAAUGAGACAGAGGACGGGCCGAAGGAUGCGAUGAGAGCGGUGAAGAAGCGGCUGAGCGGCAACAGGAACUACAGGGAAGUGAUGCUGACUCUAACGGUUCUGGAGACGUGUGUGAAGAACUGCGGCCAUCGUUUCCACGCCUUGGUGACCAGUAAGGACUUUGUGGACGGCGUCCUAGUUAAAGUCAUCUCUCCUAAGAACAACCCGCCCACCAUCGUUCAAGAGAAAGUCCUGGCUCUGAUCCAGGCUUGGGCCGAUGCAUUCAGGAGCAGCCCGGACCUCACAGGUGUGGUCCAGGUGUACGAGGAGCUGAAGAGGAAAGGCAUCGAGUUCCCCACCUCAGAGCUGGAGACGCUGUCGCCCAUCCACACCCCUCAGCGGGCGGCGUCGGCUCCAGAGGGCGACUCCACGCUCCACAAGUACAGCAGCAGCAGCAGCAGCAGCAGCAGCAAGGCUAAAGCUGCGCCGCAGCCCGUCCCACCAGCCUACAGCGCGCCGCAGGCCCCCAGCCUGCAGCCGGGGGGCGCCGUCACCCCCAGCCCUGAGCAGAUUAGCCGGCUCCGCAGCGAGCUGGACGUCGUCCGUGGAAACACCAAGGUGAUGUCAGAGAUGCUGACGGAGAUGGUUCCAGGGCAGGAGGACGCUUCAGACUACGAGCUGCUGCAGGAGCUGAACAGGACGUGUCGAGCCAUGCAGCAGAGGAUAGUGGAGCUCAUCUCCUGCGUCUCCAACGAGGCGGUGACCGAGGAGCUACUGCACGCCAACGACGACCUCAACAACAUUUUCCUCCGCUAUGACAGGUACGAGCGGUUUCGGUCCGGCAGAUCCUCGGCUCAGAGUGUCAACAACGGGCUGAGACAGGUGCUCAGUGAGGCCACAGAGGACAACCUGAUUGACCUUGGACCCGGCUCGCCCGCAGUGGUCAGCAACAUGCCCAGCGCCGCUCCGUCCAGCCUGCCGCCCGCCCUGAGCAGCGCUGCAGGGAGGCCCUCGUCCCCGGCCUCCCCGGCCUCUCUGGCCUCCCGCCUGGCCGGUUUAGACGUGGGCGCCGACAGCGUCAGUAGCACUCUGAGCGCGCUCAGCAGCUGCAAGCCGGCGGCAGCGCAGGACGACUUCGACGUGUUCGCUCAGACCCGGAGCGGCGCGCUGGCAGAACCACACAGAACGCCGUCAGCAGCAGACGCUGCAGCGGACGGCCCUCCACCCACGCUGGACGUCCAGCAGCCGGCUGCUGCAGGCGCGGGCCAGCAGCGUCAGUCCUCUGUCAUGGAUGACAUAGAGGAGUGGCUGAGCACCGAUGUGAAAGGAGACGAAGGAGAGGAAGGCGUGACCAGCGAAGAGUUCGAUAAGUUCCUGGAGGAGCGGGCCAAAGCCGCCGAGACCGGCCCGCCGUCGCCCCCCAGUGGCGCGACGCAGGGAACGCCCAGCAGAAAGAAGACGGGGAGACAGGAAGACGCUCUGCUGGCCAUGUAGACCAUCAGCCCCCGCCGACACCCCUACGUCUCCGGACCAGAAUGGCUGCAGCCCAGAGACGUCCAGGUCACCCACUUCCUGCUUCCUGUUUCCUACUUCCUGUUUCCAGACGUUUUCAGUAACUCUGAGGCAGGACGGCCCUCAGAUCAGCGUUGGGUUUGUUUUAGCUGCUCCUCAGCAGAACCGACCCAUUUGGUUCUGUAGGACUGACCGUCCUCUCUGAUGUUUGUCCUAGUCAAAUCAUCUCCAAGUUGGUUUGUAAAUGUGUAAAUGUUUGGUGUAUAUUUGGCUCCGUGUUUCAGAGUCACUGGUUUAAUUAGUUUCUGUUCAGAACAAAAAGGGAAAACC